This is a messenger RNA of Wyeomyia smithii (pitcher-plant mosquito), 1491 nucleotides long. RefSeq names its product replication factor C subunit 4. Gene Ontology annotation, biological process: DNA-templated DNA replication; DNA repair. NCBI's taxonomy places the organism in Eukaryota, Metazoa, Arthropoda, Insecta, Diptera, Culicidae. The transcript has 3 exons. Gene Ontology annotation, molecular function: DNA binding; DNA clamp loader activity; ATP hydrolysis activity. The record is from RefSeq and is a predicted model, not a curated record. Bases 161 to 1237 code for a protein of 358 amino acids. Gene Ontology annotation, cellular component: nucleus; DNA replication factor C complex.
ACUAAUCCAUCCCUAUCUGACAAUUUUCAAAAACAAAUCUCUACACGCACGCUCGAAUGGCGCGUACCUGUAUGUUUUAUUAUUGUAAAUAGUUCAUUUCCGCAAGUCCAGUGCUGUUGUUUUUUAUUUAGUUUAUUUGAUUUAAUUUCAAAUUCCGAAAAUGCACUCCUUUUUUAAAACCGGCAAAUUGGAUGCAUCUUCGAUGACUGGUAUCGGCGAAGACCUGCCGGUAGAAAAGCGUAAUAAAUGUCACUCUGUACCUUGGGUUGAGAAAUACCGACCAAAGAGUGUCGAAGAUGUAGUAGAGCAAGGAGAGGUGGUAGCCGUGUUGAGAGAAUGCUUGUCUACAGCAGAUUUACCCAAUUUGCUCUUAUACGGACCUCCAGGUACUGGUAAAACAAGCACUAUUUUGGCUGCCGCACGACAAUUAUUUGGAGACUUGUUCAAAGAACGUAUCCUUGAACUGAAUGCGUCCGACGACCGUGGUAUUGCUGUUAUAAGAAACAAAGUUAAAUCAUUUGCUCAGCUGACUGCUAGCGGAAUAAGAAGCGAUGGAAAAUUGUGUCCGCCUUUUAAGAUUGUAAUUUUGGAUGAAGCUGAUGCGAUGACACAUGCAGCACAAGCAGCUUUGCGUAGAACAAUGGAGAAAGAAACAAAAACCACCCGGUUUUGCUUAGUAUGUAAUUAUGUCUCGAGAAUUAUUGAGCCCAUUACUUCACGUUGCACCAAGUUUAGAUUUAGGCCUCUUGGUGACGAAAAAAUAAUCGAAAGACUUCGUUCUAUCUGUGAACAAGAAAGUGUUGUUGUCGAUGAACAAGUCUAUAAAGAUAUUGUUGACAUAUCCGGAGGGGAUCUCCGAAGGGCAAUUACAACGCUACAAUCAUGCCACCGGCUUAAAGGAAAAGAGGCUAAAAUCGAGCAUGCAGAUAUUCUAGAAAUGUCAGGUGUUGUACCUCGUAAAUUUCUGGAAGAUUUUAUUUCGGUCUGUAAGGCGGGCAACUACCAACAGCUAGAGGAGUAUGUUAACAAUUUAACUCAUGAUGCAUACAGCAUCGGUCAGAUGUUUGAACAAUUGUCAGACUUUGUCGUAAAUCAUGCUGAACUCAAAGAUAAACAAAAAAGCGUCAUUUGUGACAAACUAGGGGAUUGUUGUUUUCGAUUAUUGGGUGGAGGUUCCGAAUAUGUACAAAUUAUGGAUCUUGGAUGUGUCACAAUUCAGGAACUGCAAGCAUUGUAAGACAUAGAAGGCUGCGUAAUGGGUUUCAAAUUUAAAUAUGUGCCAGUUUACAGGUUAAAAAUUUAUACUCGCCAAUAUAAAACUUUUUCUGCUAUUACAACAUAAUUUUUUCUUUUGCAAAACAUAUUUCAAACCCCAAAAUAUUUUUUUUUAAAUUCCGCCAUAGUUGCAUCAUGUUAGUAUCAAAUCAAAAGUAUGAAUUCUUCAUUUAAGUAAGUUACUAUAAUUUACCAAAUAAAAAUCCGGUUUUUGAA